UUCCACGUUACUACUUUCCAACAGAGAAGCAGACUCUCUCUAGCCAUGGCAAGAACCAAGCAGACCGCCCGUAAAUCCACCGGAGGAAAGGCUCCCAGGAAGCAGCUGGCCACCAAGGCUGCUCGUAAGAGCGCCCCGGCCACCGGCGGCGUGAAGAAGCCCCAUCGUUACAGGCCCGGUACCGUGGCUCUGAGGGAGAUCCGCCGCUACCAGAAGUCCACCGAGCUGCUGAUCCGCAAGCUGCCCUUCCAGCGCCUGGUGAGGGAGAUCGCUCAGGACUUCAAGACCGACCUGCGCUUCCAGAGCUCCGCCGUCAUGGCUCUGCAGGAGUCCAGCGAGGCCUACCUGGUCGGCCUGUUCGAGGACACCAACCUGUGCGCCAUCCACGCCAAGAGGGUCACCAUCAUGCCCAAGGACAUCCAGCUGGCCCGCCGCAUCCGCGGAGAGAGGGCUUAGACUGACCUGAGACCAGAACACCGAAACACAACGGCUCUUUUAAGAGCCACACACACACACUUACAGAGCAACCAGUCCUGAAACACAUGUGUGCAAAUACUUUAUAAACACAUUGUCCCCCUUUCAUUAUUAAAGCAUGGUCCACAGUAACACAUUAUGAUAAGAUAGUAUAUAAUGCUGAUCCAUAUUGCAACUAUCACUGGGUUGUAAUGCAGGCUCUCAUUUAUGGCUAGACUCCGACAUCUAGUGGUGUUUUUAGAUAAAGCUCAUUCCAACACAACGUAACUGAAUACAUAAUGUUGUUCUUUAAACAUGUUCAUAUAAUUACUAGUCCUGAGAUAUAUGUCUAUGGGCCAUUCUACCGAAAUGUACCAAAGUCAGGCUGGAAAUGUUUUGAAAUUGUGUGUUUUUUCCCCAAAACUUUGUCCAUAUAUAUUUUGUUCCAUAUCUAAAUUACACACAUCGUAAAAUAACUACAUUUUUAUAUCGUAUGUUCAGACUGUUGGAAUCUUCUUCCUCUACCAAAAAUGGUCACUACGGAAACAUUUUAGUUGAUAACUCAAUAUACUUGAUAUAUACUCAUGUAUUUGUAUUCUGCAUACUCUUAAAAUAAAGCAUUAUCUUCUGACUGUUUAUCACA
Messenger RNA from Gymnodraco acuticeps, 1096 nucleotides. Its product is annotated as histone H3. Gene Ontology annotation, cellular component: nucleosome. Gene Ontology annotation, molecular function: protein heterodimerization activity; structural constituent of chromatin; DNA binding. The transcript has a single exon. The record is from RefSeq and is a predicted model, not a curated record. Lineage: Eukaryota; Metazoa; Chordata; Actinopteri; Perciformes; Bathydraconidae. Bases 46 to 456 code for a protein of 136 amino acids.